This is a messenger RNA of Striga asiatica, 6843 nucleotides long. Lineage: Eukaryota; Viridiplantae; Streptophyta; Magnoliopsida; Lamiales; Orobanchaceae. The record is from the annotation of a GenBank genome assembly.
AUGGAUGUGAAUAAUGUGCACACGGCCAGUUUUAGCCUGAGAAGAAGCUCUUCAGCCUGGAGCAAUAACGGGCCGGAGUUGUUUUCAAUAUCGGCCCGUGAAGAGGACGAUGAAGAGGCUCUCAAGUGGGCCGCGCUCGAGAAGCUUCCCACUUUCGACCGGCUUAGGAAGGGCCUUUUGUUCGGGUCAAGAGGGGCCGCUAAUGAGGUCGAUGUCCAAAAUCUCGGAAUUCAAGAUAGGGUGAAUUUGCUUGAGAGGCUUGUUAAGGAAGAUGAUAAUGAGAAGGUGGGGAUUGAAUUACCUACAAUUGAAGUUAGGUUUGAGAACCUAAAAGUGGAAACAGAAGCUUAUGUUGGGAGCAGGGCUUUGCCUUCUUUCAUGAAUUUUUUCACAAAUAUUUUGGAGGAAAUAUCAAGCAAUAUUCUUCAUAUGAUUCCAAGCAAGAAGAAGCCAUUGACAAUCUUAAACAGUGUUAGUGGAAUCAUAAAGCCUGGCCGCAUGACCCUUCUACUAGGCCCUCCAAGUUCUGGAAAGACCACACUUUUAUUGGCUAUGGCUGGGAUGCUUGAUCCUCAAUUGAAGGCAGCAGCCAUAGAAGGUCAAGAAGCUAGCAUUGUGACUGAUUAUGUUCUCAAGAUAUUGGGAUUGGAUAUUUGUGCUGAUACCGUUGUAGGAGAUGAGAUGAUUAGGGGCAUCUCCGGUGGGCAGCGAAAGCGUGUUACCACUGGUGAGAUGCUGGUGGGACCCGCAAAAGCGCUUUUCAUGGACGAGAUAUCAACUGGGCUGGACAGCUCAACUACCUUCCAGGUCGUGAACUCGAUCAGACAGUUUGUCCACAUCAUGAAAGGGACUGUUCUGAUUUCACUCCUGCAGCCGGAGCCUGAGACGUACGAUCUGUUUGACGAUAUAAUUCUUAUAUCUGAAGGGCAGAUUGUUUAUGAGGGCCCACGCGAGUUUGUGCUCGAGUUCUUCCAGUCCAUGGGUUUCAAAUGUCCUGAGAGAAAAGGGAUUGCUGACUUCUUGCAAGAAGUAACAUCCAAGAAAGACCAGCAGCAAUAUUUUGCAGACAAGGAUAAGUGUUACAGGUUUAUUACGGUUAAGGAAUUUUCCGAGGCAUUCAAGUCGUUUCAUGUGGGGCAGGGACUGACGGCUGAGAUGGCAAUCCCGUUUGACAAGAAAAAAAGCCACCCGGCUGCUUUAACGACAAAAGAAUAUGGCGUCAGCAAAAAGGAGCUCAUGAAAGCUUGUACAUCCCGAGAGCUUUUGCUGAUGAGAAGAAAUUCUUUUCUUUAUAUAUUCAAGCUAUUACAGCUUUCCAUAAUGGCUGUCAUAGCAAUGACACUUUUCCUUCGAGUUAAGAUGCACCACCAUAGCCUAUCUGACGGAAGAGUAUUUGCUGGCGCUUUAUUUUACGCUGCCACCACUAUCCUUUUUAAUGGCAUGGCGGAGAUAGCAUUGACCAUUCAGAAGCUUCCAGUCUUCUACAAGCAAAGGAAUUUCUUCUUUUACCCUGGGUGGGCUUAUGCUCUUCCCCUGUGGAUAACGCAAAUACCGGUCAGCAUUGUUGAAGUGGGCGCCUUCACGAUACUCACUUACUAUGGCAUUGGAUUUGAUCCCAAUUUCGGAAGAUUUAUCAAGUAUUUCUUGCUGCUUUUAGUUGAAAUUCAAGCGGCAUCCUCAGUGUUCCGGUUGAUUGGUGCAAUGGGUAGGAACAUGAUAAUAGCAAACACAUUCGGGUUCUUUGUUUUGCUUCUAGUUUUUGCGCUGGGCGGUUUUGUCCUUUCGAGAGAUAGUAUAAAGAAGUGGUGGAUAUGGGGCUACUAUAUCUCCCCCAUGAUGUACGCGCAGAAUGCAAUUCUGGUGAAUGAAUUCAGAGGUCACAGCUGGAGACACAAGGUAUCACCAAACUCGAAUAUAACUCUUGGAGUGGAGGUUUUGAAGUCUUUGGGAUACUUUACGAGCGCAGACUGGUACUGGAUUGGAAUAGGAGCAUUAUUAGGCAUGAUAAUUAUAUUCAACGUCUUGUCUGUUAUCGCUCUAACUUAUCUCAACCCUCUAGGAAAACCUCAAGCUGUACUGCCAGAAAAUGAGAAUGAGGCCUUAACUGCACAAAAUGGGAGAGCUGAUCGAAAGAAGAGGCAAGUUGUUCUUCCUUUCGAACCACAUUCCAUAGUGUUUGACGAGGUCAAGUACUCUGUUGACAUGCCACAGGAAAUGAUACACCAAGGAGCUACCGAAGACCGAUUACUGCUCCUGAAGGGUGUGAGUGGAGCUUUCAGGCCAGGGGUGCUAACUGCUCUUAUGGGAGUCAGUGGGGCCGGUAAAACCACACUCAUGGAUGUGUUGGCGGGUCGGAAAACGGGCGGCUAUAUCGAAGGAACUAUCACCAUCUCUGGCUAUCCGAAAAGGCAGGAGACAUUUGCUCGUAUUUCUGGAUACUGUGAACAGAAUGAUAUUCAUUCGCCUUGUGUUACGGUUUACGAAGCAUUGCUUUUCUCGGCUUGGCUACGUUUGCCGUCUGAAGUGGAUGCCGAGACCAGAAAGCUGUUUUUGAUGAAGAGAGGGGGGCAAGAGAUAUAUGUGGGGCCAGUGGGCCGACAUUCGUGCAAAUUGAUUCAGUACUUUGAGAGUAUACAAGGAGUUAAAAAGAUCAGGGAUGGCUAUAAUCCAGCAACCUGGAUGCUCGAGGUUACAUCCUCAGCUCAAGAAAUGAUCUUAGGUGUUGAUUUUGCUGAGUUUUACAAAAAUUCAGAACUUUACAGGAGAAAUAAAGCUCUCAUAAGUGAGCUAAGCACACCUCCUCCUGGCUCAAAGGACCUCCACUUUGAAACUCAGUAUUCUCAGUCUUUUUUCACUCAGUGCAUUGCAUGCUUAUGGAAACAACACUGGUCAUAUUGGCGAAAUCCUCUUUAUUCUGCUGUACGAAUUUUGUAUACAGCGUUUUUGGCUCUCCUGUUUGGGUCCAUGUUCUGGGAUCUUGGCAAGAAAUUGGUUGACAUUCAGCUGCCAACAAUAGAAGUCCGAUUCGAGCAUCUAAAUGUUGGUGCAGAGGCUUACUUGGGAAGCAGAUCAUUGCCUACAUUUUUUAACUUCACUAUUAAUAUAUUUCAGAGAUUUCUGAACUAUCUUCAUUUACUUCCAAGCAAGAAAAAACAGAUUUCUAUUCUGCAAGAUGUCAGUGGAAUUAUCAAGCCUUGCAGAAUGACACUGCUGCUAGGUCCUCCAAGCUCAGGAAAGACAACACUAUUGUUGGCUUUGGCCGGAAAGUUAGAUAACUCUUUGAAGUUUUCUGGAAGUGUGUCUUACAAUGGGCACAAACUGAAUGAGUUUGUACCCCAAAGAACAGCUGCAUACAUUAGCCAACACGAUGUUCAUAUUGGAGAAAUGACUGUGAGAGAAACUCUUGAAUUCUCGGCAAGAUGCCAGGGAAUUGGAUCUCGAUACGAGAUGUUGUCGGAAUUAUCAAGAAGAGAAAAGAAUGCGAGUAUUAAGCCUGAUCCCGAUGUCGAUAUCUUCAUGAAGGCUGUUGCUACAGAAGGACAAGAAGCCAGUGUGAUCACGGAUUACAUUAUAAAGGUUUUAGGUCUCGAGGUUUGUGCAGAUACUAUGGUUGGUGAUGAGCUAGUUAGAGGAAUAUCAGGGGGCCAGAGAAAACGUGUUACUACCGGUGAGAUGCUGGUGGGACCCACAAAUGCUCUUUUCAUGGACGAGAUAUCAACAGGACUGGACAGCUCCACGACAUACCAAAUCGUGAGUUCACUAAGGCAAUAUGUCCACAUCCUCAAUGGUACUUCUCUUAUAUCACUCUUGCAGCCCGCGCCCGAGACUUAUGAACUAUUUGAUGACAUCAUCCUGCUGUCUGACGGCCAAAUUGUCUAUCAAGGCCCGCGAGAUAACGUGCUCGAGUUUUUUGAGUCAGUGGGAUUUAAGUGUCCCGAGAGGAAAGGCGUGGCCGACUUCUUACAAGAGGUGACAUCACAGAAAGAUCAAGAACAGUAUUGGACUCGUGCCCAUGAGCCAUAUAGAUUCGUGACAGUGAGUGAGUUUGUGGAGGCAUUUCAAUCAUUUCAUGUCGGUAAAAGUAUGAGGGGUGAACUUGCAGCUCCAUUUGACAAGUCGAAAAGCCACCAAGCUGCUUUAACAACCAAGAAAUAUGGCACUGGAAUUAAAGAGUUAAUGAAAGCUUGCUACUCCAGAGAACUCUUGUUGAUUAAAAGGAACUCAUUCGUGUACGUGUUCAAGAUUUUGGUGGUCUCGAUGACUAUUUACAAACUUCCAAUUUUCUAUAAACAAAGGGACUCCCUUUUUUUCCCGCCGUGUGUAUAUUCUAUCCCGACAUGGCUGCUAAAGAUACCUAUUUCAUUUGUUGAAGUAGGAGUUUGGGUUUUCAUCACCUAUUAUGGUAUAGGAUACGAUCCCAGUGUUGCAAGAUUGUUCAAACAAUACUUGAUACUCUUUCUUUUAAAUCAAAUGGCGAGUGGAUUGUUCCGAGUUAUUGGAGCAGUUGGUAGGAGUUUGGUUAUUGCAAACACAUUCGGCGCCUUUGUGGCGUUGUUUUGUCACGAGUUAACUAUGUUUGUGUUUUUGGCUGAUGAUGCAGUGGACGUGAAAAAAUGGUGGAUAGGUGGUUAUUGGUCGUCACCAAUAAUGUAUGCGCAGAAUGCAAUCGUUGAGAAUGAAUUUACAGGGAAUGCUUGGAAACAUGUUGUGGGGAACACAACAGAAACAUUAGGCCAUGCAGUUUUAAGGACAAAGGGUUUUCUCACACAAGCAAACUUUUACUGGAUAGGAGUAGGGGCAUUGCUUGGAUUCAUAAUUCUAUCCAACUUAGGCUUCAUGCUAGCUCUCACUCAUCUGAACCCUUUUGGUAAUGGCCGGGCUGUUGAGCAAGAAGAUAGUGACAACAAUCAGAAUGACCACAAAACGGAAGUAAACCAGCAAAUUACUGCCAAUCAAAAAAAGAAUAAGGGAAUGGUUCUUCCAUUUGAACCACAUUCCAUCACAUUCGAUGAAAUUGUUUACUCGGUUGACAUGCCACAGGGUGUUAGUGGAGCUUUCAGGCCAGGUGUUUUAACUGCUUUGAUGGGAGUUAGUGGGGCCGGUAAAACGACUCUCAUGGAUGUGCUGGCCGGUCGAAAAACGGGCGGCUAUAUUGAUGGGAACAUAACCAUUUCAGGGUACCCAAAAAAGCAAGAAACUUUUGCACGUAUAUCGGGAUAUUGCGAACAGGAUGACAUUCAUUCCCCACAUGUUACGGUGCACGAGUCCUUGCUUUUCUCAGCUUGGCUUCGGUUAUCACCUGAUGUUGAUGUUAAAACGAAAAAGAUGUUUGUUGAGGAAGUGAUGGAGCUUGUCGAGCUCACUAAUUUAAGAGGCGCGCUAGUUGGUUUACCAGGGAUCAAUGGUCUCUCGACCGAGCAGAGAAAAAGGCUCACAAUAGCAGUCGAGCUCGUAGCAAAUCCAUCAAUUAUUUUUAUGGACGAGCCAACUUCUGGUCUCGAUGCACGAGCGGCUGCAAUUGUGAUGAGGACAGUUAGAAAUACAGUUGACACGGGAAGAACAGUUGUUUGCACCAUACAUCAGCCUAGCAUCGACAUCUUUGAGGCUUUUGACGAGCUAUUGCUACUGAAACGAGGAGGUGAAGAGAUAUAUGUGGGGCCAUUGGGCCAUCAUUCAUGCGAUCUGAUCAAGUACUUCGAGGGAAUUCAAGGAGUUCAUAAAAUCAAAGAUGGUUACAAUCCAGCAACUUGGAUGCUCGAAGUUACUGCUCCUGUCCAGGAAAUGGCCUUGGGGAUCGAUUUUGCUCAAGUGUAUAAAAAUUCCAGAUUAUACAGGAGGACCAAAACUCUAAUCCGCGAACUAACUACGCCAAACUCCGGAAAGCAAGAGCUAAGUUUUCCGAGCCGAUACUGCCAGCCAUUUCACAUGCAAUGCAUUGCCUGCCUAUGGAAACAGUACUGGUCCUACUGGCGCAACCCGUCUUACACUGCCGUUAGAUUCCUUUUCACAACUUUUGUCGGCCUAAUCUUCGGGAGUAUAUUUUAUAUUCUGCUUUUGCUUUGGUUUUUACAAUUUAAACACAUUUUUCCCCCCACAUUUAUUUUUAAUUAUGUACAAGAAUUGUCAAGUCUUGUUUCCCUAACUCUUGAAGUUGCGAUCGAAUUUCCUUACAUAUUGGCACAAGCCUCGGUGUACGGCAUCAUAGUUUAUGCGAUGAUAGGAUUCGAAUGGACAGCGGCCAAAUUCUUUUGGUACAUAUUCUUCAUGUACUUCACACUCUUGUACUUCACCUUUUACGGCAUGAUGUGUUUGGCCAUGGCCCCCAACCACCAUAUUGCCGCCAUUAUCUCCGGUGGUUGUACCACUUUGUGGACCCUCUUCUCUGGUUUCAUUAUCCCACGCCCUAAAAUACCAAUAUGGUGGAGAUGGUAUUAUUGGGCAACCCCAGUGUCUUGGACACUUUAUGGGUUAGCUGCAUCUCAGUAUGGAGAUGUAGAGAGCUAUAUGUUCCCGGGCAUAACAGUGAAAGAGGUCAUGAAAAGUUAUUACGGUUUUAGGCACGAUUUUCUUGGAGUUGUUGCAGCUGUUACUGUUGCCUUCGCUUUUCUCUUUAUUUUCAUGUUCGGAAGCGAUGAUGAUAUACGUUUUGUCGUUUUGGUUUCGAAGACGCAUUCUAGUUUAGAAACCAUUGUUUUUCAGUUACCGAUUAUGAUCUUUCUCAAUAUGGAUUAUGAAAUAAAUUUUAAGAACCCCACGCGUUCUACGAGAAUAGUAUCUGAUUUGGCAUCAAAUGAAACAAAACAAUUUGAUCUUCGCCUAUUAUUGAAGGGGACCAUAACUUUG